UCAUGACGCCAUGCGCCACACGCUCAACUACAGGGAAAUCGAAAGCUAGAAGAGACAUUUCAGGGAUCCGUCCAAAUAAUAGCACUCGUUACCAUGACCGAAGAAAAUAUCUUCCUGUUCGUCCCGAAUUUAAUCGGAUAUGCCCGUAUUGUCCUGGCUCUGGUAUCCUUCUACUUGAUGCCCUGCUGCCCGGGUCCAGCUGUGUUUUGUUACCUACUGAGUGCCCUUUUAGAUGCCUUCGAUGGACAUGCUGCCCGCGCUCUUAAUCAAGGUACAAAGUUUGGUGCCAUGCUGGACAUGUUGACUGACCGUUGUGCCACCAUGUGUUUGCUGGUAAAUCUGGCACUGCUGUACCCAUCCUACACUUUCCUGUUUCAGCUCAGCAUGUGUUUGGACGUGGCCAGCCACUGGCUGCACCUGCACAGUUCCAUGAUGAAGGGAGCAACUAGUCACAAAACCAUUGACCUCUCUGGAAACCCCAUCUUGCGGCUCUACUACACAUCCAGGCCGGUGCUGUUUUUUAUGUGUAUGGGGAAUGAACUGUUCUUCUGUCUGCUUUACGUAAUGUACUACAUUGAGGAACCCCAGGUGUGGCUGCAAUGGCUGCUGGGAGUUUGUGCCGUGGUGUCUCUGCUGAAGUCUGGCAUAAGUCUCCUCCACCUCAUCACCGCCUCCCGCAACAUGGCUGCUAUCGAUGUGGCUGACCGUGAGAGAGAGCGGAGCAAAGCACAAUGAUAGAUGAGAGGAUGCACAAACCAAGAAAACGGAGACGAAGGGAGAGAGAAGAUGAUGAGCAGAAAAGGUGUUAUGAGAUCAUUGGCAAGCUUUACAAGUAUUGAUGAGAAUGAGAUCAUGGAAAUCAAUCAUGGGACCAUGCAAAGUCUCACUGAGCAUUUAUAUUUAUUUGAAUAUAGAUUAUCAAUGGUAUGAUACCAGGGGAAAUACCUUACGAGUUUCAUCCAUAUUCCUGUAAUUCUAGUUAUUAGUCAUUCCCAUUUCUGUUGAUAUUUAUGUCAUCUUUGGGGUGUCUCAUGAUUUUUAUUUAUUUGUUUGAUUGUUUUAGUUGUUAAUUGAAUAAUCGUGCAUAUUUUUAAUAGGAUUUAGAAUAGCUCUGCUGUUUAAAAGCUACAUUUCCAAAUAGCAUUCACAUAAAAGACAGAAACAUUCCACACUUCAACUGAAAGUCAAUCGAGUGUCACAGUAUUUGGUGUUGGUUUUAUCAUCAGAUUUUUAUCAUUGUGUGGCAUUUAAUUAUUUCUGUAAAUGAGCCUGUUUUUUGUUGUAGGUCUAUCAAAGGACAUUUAUCUGUUUGAAUAUUAGUUUGAAGAGUGUGGAAACAUUAUAUUAUAUUAUUAUAAGUGGCUCUGCCAUUAAUUUUGUCCAAAGCCUUCUGAAUGUAUUAUUGGGCUGUGGUAGAUACUGUUUUAGAGCUGUUGUUAUAUAAAUGAUCAGAAUUUUGAGAGUUAUACGAUUGUGGAGAAAAGUAUUUUGUACUGUAACAGAUGAUUUGACAAUAAAGUCAUCCUGACACCAA
Pimephales promelas (fathead minnow) is the source of this 1534-nucleotide messenger RNA. It is a transcript of the gene cdipt, whose product is annotated as CDP-diacylglycerol--inositol 3-phosphatidyltransferase (phosphatidylinositol synthase). Gene Ontology annotation, molecular function: CDP-diacylglycerol-inositol 3-phosphatidyltransferase activity. Gene Ontology annotation, cellular component: membrane; Golgi apparatus. Gene Ontology annotation, biological process: phosphatidylinositol biosynthetic process. Lineage: Eukaryota; Metazoa; Chordata; Actinopteri; Cypriniformes; Leuciscidae. The record is from RefSeq and is a predicted model, not a curated record.